CCGAAGCGUCGCCAUGCAUGUGAACGAAUUCUACCCCUUAUAUUUAAAAACGCGCGCGCGCGCGCUUCUUCAUUAACAAUAACAAAUUUUCAUUAACGUGCACAAGUGUUUUCUUAAUUUUAUCACUAAAACAAAUUCUAUAAACUUCCCAUGAAAACAUUUUUUUAAAUACAAUAAUUUAAUUUAUAAAUUAAACAAAAGCAAAUGUUUUGUAAAUAAAAACAGACUUUUUAAUAGAAAUUUAAUAAUUUCCCAAGUAAUUGUUUGCGACAUUUGUAGAAUUCUCUCAGAAGUUGAAUACCUCGUUUUACAGUGUAUAAAGCGACUAAAUUCAAGUUAAAGACCACCGGAAUUGGUAUAAAUUUCGAAGUAGAAAGUAACUCGGAAAGUAAGUAAAUUUAAUACUCUAUAAAAUAAGAGCAGAAGCAGGGACUAGGUGCAAUGUUAACUAGUAGUGAGGUGUGAAACUUGAAAGAAAAUGUGCGAUGUCGCGUGGCAGUGAUAAAAGGAGCGUGUGAAUUUCUGCGGGGAACAAGUGGUGGAAAUCUGCAUUCGAUGACUACAUAUGCAGUUCAGUGACUUGCCAAUUAUCUGGAGAAAAAAUAAUAAAUAAAGAAUGGAAUUCUUCAUUUUUAUCAUUUCUUGCAUUUUCACCAUGUCCACAGCACUAUACUUUCCACAAUCAGACUUAAUACUCAGAGUACCAUAUUUGGUUGACAAUGGAAUUUCUUUGAGUUCGGAUAUAAAUUUAUUUACUGUCAGACUGCUUCGAAAUGAUUCAUCAAUUCCGAAAGAUUCAAAAUUUCUAAUUGUAUCACCACGAGAAAAAAUUGCCUCCCUCGAUUCAAGAAAUGGAAGUCUCAUUCUACAUGCAUUGCCCAAAGGAGGAAUUGCGAGUGUCAUAGUUAUUCAAGCAAAAGAACGAAAUGGAGAUACUGCAUCGUUAGAAAUUAAAGUGCAACCAGUUCUAAUUGAAAAUGGACGAGUUAAUUGUACCGAUUUUAUAGAGGAUAUGUGCUUUUGGCAAGAAACCAAGUACAGAAUAUACGAGAAUCAACCAGUUUCUAUGCUUGGCAUUCUUGGGCCUGAAAUAUACAAAAAUAUUUGUUCUAAUUUCCAUGUAACACGCUACGAAUUAUUAAACGGAACACAAUUUUUCCACGUGGAAGGAAAUAGAAUUUUCUCAAACGAAUCUUUGGAUCGGGACUCGAAGGACAAUGUCAGAGGCACGGGAGCUCACGUGGAUGUUCAAAUUCGAUGUGUGGUUUGGGAAAGACAGACGGGAUUUCAACACGCUGUUGAAAAAACAAUUGGAAUCGACAUUCUCGAUCAAGAUGACAAUCCUCCCGUUGAUCAACUUAAGGGAAAUCUUGAAAUACAAUUGACAGAUUUUACUUUGGGCGACAGACUGGAUAAAAAUGAACUAAUGGUAAAGGAUGCGGAUGCAAUAACCAGUAAUCGAUACUCAGUCCAAAUUCUGGGCGAUAUUUACAACGCCUUCAAUAUCACAUACGAUACUCUGGCGGUGGAAAUCGGUCCAGAAGUCCCUUCGUCGACAGUAAUUUACACAAGAAUUUAUUCUAGGAUGACAUUGCUGCCAAUAUCACCUUACCGAGUAGUUCUUCAAGUGAGAGACGAAUCUCUUCUUCCAGGAUAUGGCAACAAUUCGGUCAAUAUAAAUUUAGUUUUUGUGGGACCUCAACAUCAUACAACAACAUCGACAACGUCCUUACCAGUUCGACAAACAAUCUCCUACCCAGGAAGUGUAAAAAUUGCACGAAAAUCUUCGCAGUAUUUUCGUGUUGCUCAGCCCAUGAACCAGUCAAACCCAAAGCUUUUAUUCAGUCUGACUGGAUCAAAAGCUUUCAACAUCACCCGGAAAGGAGGAAUAAUUUUCGUCUCGAAUCCCGAUCUUCUUUCUGCUCUUUCGUCUCCAUUUCUAUUAAAAGCGGAAUGGAAGGCACCUGAUAAUAGUAUUUCUUCAUCUCAAAUAACAAUUCAUUUGAUCAACAUUUCCUCGCUAAGUAACGAUACUUGUGAUUUAAAUCAAUGGGCAUCUCGUUCGUGUGCAAAUUCUGAAUCCAGAAAAGAUUGCGAAGCCAGAUGUGGAAUUGGCAGUGGUUUAUUAAGUAAUAGUGAAUAUAACGGCCAUUGCAUUUGGAGAUUGAACAAUGCCAAUAAUCCUGCAGCCGGAUUAACCGAGAGAUACGAAACAUGCUCUCCAGGUUUGAUUCAUUGCCCAGAUCGUAUUUGCGAUGAACUCGAGGUUCUUGAUCAUAGAAUUUGUCCCCAAGACUGCACGAUCGAAUCUGAAGUGCACUUUGGCGAAAUGAACAAGGGUGGAAGAGGAAUACGAAGCGGAUUAGGGAUUUGUACUUGCAAUGACAUGAUGCAGUGCACCUGUGGUCUGGACUCUUUCCAGAUAAAUGGAAGCCGAGAUCGAAGUACCAGAGGGAAAGAUGGAAAAGAUGGUUCUAAAUGGAAAAAAGAUCGUGAAAGUGAAUUCGUACCGGUCGUUUCGGACGCUCGUAAAGCAUCCAAUGGAUCUUGUGGACCAACCUGUUUAAUUGGCGUCAUUGGCUCCAGUUUUUUCCUUCUUCUAAUAAUUGUCGGAUUCUUCGUCAUGUGGAGAUAUCGAGUGGCACUAAAAGGAUCCCGUCGUGACUGCAAACACAGAAGAGAAAAUGGAACAAAUGGUUUAGGAAUUUUGCCCUCGGAUUAUAUUGAGAGAGGAGAUGGACUUCUGAUUGGUCUCGAUUCUCUCGCAGGUGUAAAUCGAUCUCUCCUGCUUCCUAAGAGCUCUCCGCCGGAUCCAAAAUGGGAAUUUCCUAGAUCUCGGCUAACGAUAGAGCAAGUAUUGGGCGAAGGUGAAUUUGGCAGAGUUUUGCGUGCGAAAGCGUUGGAAAUUGGCGGAUGGACAGGUUUGACAACUGUUGCUGUAAAAACUCUCAAGGAAGAUGCCUGCGCUUCUGAAUUGGCGGAUUUGCUCUCUGAAUACCAGCUAUUGAAGGAGGCUCAACACCCGAACGUUAUUCGUCUCCUGGGGGCUUGUACUUCUCCCGAUGGACCUGUUUAUCUCAUCAUCGAAUUUGCCGAGUUUGGUUCAUUGAGGAAUUAUUUAAGACGCAGUCGCCACUUAGAGUCGGAAGGUAGAGUUCCAUGUUCAACGUCUUUGCUUUCGUCAUCUCCAAAUAAUAUUAUUCAGGAAAUACAGACGGAUCUCCCAUCAAAUUAUACAAUUACACCACGAGAUAUUUUGUCCUUUGCUUGGCAAAUUAGUAAAGGAAUGGCAUAUCUGGCCGAUAUCAAGCUGGUACACAGGGAUCUUGCGGCACGAAAUGUUUUACUUGCGGCUGGUAAAGUUUGUAAAAUUUCCGAUUUUGGUUUGACUCGCGACAUUUAUGAAGAUGACGCUUAUUUAAAACGCAGCAAAGGCCGAGUUCCAGUUAAGUGGAUGGCGCCAGAGUCUUUAGCUGAUCACGUUUACACGAGUAAAUCGGACGUAUGGAGUUUUGGGGUUCUUCUUUGGGAAUUAGUUACUUUAGGAGCUUCUCCUUAUCCAGGAGUAGAUGUCCAUAAUCUGUAUAAUCUUCUCAAAGCUGGAUAUCGUAUGGAAAGACCAGCAAAUUGUUCCCCUCAACUAUACAAAUUGAUGGUCUCCUGUUGGCAUGACGAACCAGGAAUGAGGCCUUCAUUUAAAGAGUUGACAUUCCACUGGGAACGUAUGUUGGAAGACGGUGUUGAAUAUUUAGAUCUGAAUCCACGAACAGUUCACAAUCAAGCGUAUUUCGCCUCUCUCCAUGCUCUGGAUAGUCCUACAAAAUCGCCUAGCGAUAGAAUUUUAGACGGCGGUCCAACGACAAUAAGGACAUUGGGCUCAAAUGCGGUGAAUUAUUUAAGUAAACCAUUCUUCGAGCCGGUAACAAAAAGCGAUAAAGUGGACAAGUUGCACACUCUUUGGCAAAAUCCCAUCGCCUCAUUUCCUGAGGAAUGCAUAAAAUCGGCAUAUGUAAAUGAUCGUCCCUCCAAUAUGAAUAUUAAUCACUACGAGUCUCCAAUAAAAUUUCGUAAUUCCAGUGUGACAAGUAACAGUGAAAAUGAUCUGUCAACUCCCACAGCGCAGUCAUAUAUUGACAUGCAGGGAAAACAAGUGUGCGUCGAUCAAGAUCUUCUACUUUUCAACAAUAACGUUGAACAUCAAUCCGCGGUUUAGUCUGAAAAAUGAACCGCAUAAUUGUAAACUCGUGAAAAAAGCUGUUGAAUACAGCAAUUGAAAAAAUUAAAGAAUCGAUAUUCGCUCUCAGUUCUUCGAAAUCAAUGUAAUUUUCUCGAAAAUCUGAGGAAUAACAGAAACAGAGAGAAAAGAAAAUACAUUGUGCGUUUUUAAGAGUCUGUUUGGUGAGCAUAUGUUAUGUUUUGUUUAAAAGAAAAGGAAAAGAAAACUCGAAAAACAAGAAGGAUUUUUUAGUGUUCCUCUGAAGGAAGAUUUGUAAAUAAAAACAGUUAUAUGAUUUUCGCCAAUGAAUCUAAGUCAAGUCUUUAAAGAAAGAAAAGCAAUAGUCGUGAUAGAUGAAAGAAAAAUGUAGGAAAAAACCAAAGAAAUUAAACGAAAUAAUCAAUAUUUUUAUCUAAUGAAACAGCGUAUCGUUAAAAUGUAAUUGUCGAUCUUAUCUUAUAAUUAGUCGAGCCUUAACUUUAAAAAAAGUAAGAUGUGACGCGAUAAACAUUUUGCAUUUUCAUAAAACUUUAUCUUAAGCGAAAGGAAUUUUUCACCAAUAAAUUGUUGAAGAAAAACAAAAAGAAAUUGUUGAGUUCUAUUUACAUAUGUAUAACUUUUAAAACCAACGAGUUUAACAUUCUUAUGCAAAAUAUUUAAAACAAAUAUUCUAAAAUUGAAAACAACAAUUAUUUAAACAUUACUUUA
Messenger RNA from Leptopilina heterotoma, 4924 nucleotides. RefSeq names its product proto-oncogene tyrosine-protein kinase receptor Ret (gene Ret). The coding region runs from base 617 to 4213 and encodes 1198 amino acids. Gene Ontology annotation, molecular function: ATP binding; transmembrane receptor protein tyrosine kinase activity. NCBI's taxonomy places the organism in Eukaryota, Metazoa, Arthropoda, Insecta, Hymenoptera, Figitidae. Gene Ontology annotation, cellular component: signaling receptor complex; axon. The record is from RefSeq and is a predicted model, not a curated record. Gene Ontology annotation, biological process: cell surface receptor protein tyrosine kinase signaling pathway; positive regulation of kinase activity; protein phosphorylation. The transcript has 20 exons.